GCUUCGAUAGCUGCGUUCUACGCUGGUCGAAGUAUCUUUGUGACCGGUGGUACUGGCUUCCUGGGGAAAGUAUUGGUCGAGAAACUCUUGAGAUCCUGCCCCGAUGUUGAAGAGAUAUUCAUGUUGAUGCGACCAAAAGGCGGGCUGUCAAUCGACGAGAGGCUGAAGAAAAUGCUCGAUUUACCGCUGUUCGACAAAUUGCGAAAAGAAAGGCCAUCCAAUUUGAAGAAGUUGAUCCCAGUUUAUGGCGACGCGAGCAUCGAGGGUUUGGCUUUACGGCCAGACGAAAGACAGAUGAUCGUCGAACGAGUUUCCGUGAUUUUCCACGUAGCCGCGAACGUUCGAUUCACCGAGGAUCUAAAGAGGGACAUACUCUCGAACGUCCGCUCGACCAGGGACGUUUGCAUUCUCGCGGGAGCUAUGAAAAACUUAGCAUUGAUGCACGUCAGCACCGCGUACGCUCACGUCGACAAGCCGAUCAUUGACGAGAUUAUGUAUCCUCCUCUGACCAACUGGAGAGACGCCAUACUAAUGGUAGAAACCCUGGACGAGCAAAUCGUGCGAACGUUUACUUCCAAGUACUUGGGCUCGAUGCCAAACACGUACACGUUUACCAAGCGACUGGCGGAACAGGUGAUAAGCGAUUACUCGAAAGACCUGCCCACUAUAAUUUUUCGACCAUCGAUAGUGAUAUCUACGAUCGAGGAUCCUAUGUGUGGUUGGUUGGACAACUUCAACGGACCCGUGGGAAUGAUGGUCGCCGGUGCAAAAGGAAUAUUACGAGUAAUUCGUGUAGAACCGUACAUCUGCAACGAUUUCCUGCCUGUCGACAUUGCCAUUAAAAUUAUGAUCACAGCCACGUGGAAACGAGGAUUAGAAACGAUUACCGAAGAUCCGAGCAUUCACAUCUACAAUGGCAGCUCGUAUCAGAUUCAUCACAUCAACGUCAAAGAAGUGACCAUGCUUGGAUUGCAGCUAAACGAAAAGAUGCCAUUCGAAGGGAUAAUCUGGUAUCCUCGAGUCAUUUUAACGCCCAAUCGUCUUCUUCAUUACGUGUUAACGUUGUUCAUGCACGUUCUACCAGCCUUGAUCAUCGACGAAAUCCUUAAAGCUGCUGAAAAUUCAGAAAACCAUCUACCACAGCGUGACGCAAUUGAAUUACUUUUUGUGCAACGAGUGGAUUAUCCACAAUUCCAAUACACUGGAUGCUUUAACGAAGCAAGUUCCACUGGCAGAGCGAGAAAUCUUUGGUUACGAUUAUUCCAAGUUCAACGUGACAGAAUUCUUCAUGUAAGUAAUUAAUCAUUAAGAAUGAUUUAUUAAGGCGUCAACUCUUGUUUCAUUUCUUCACAUUUAAUUCACAUUAUCGAAUUCUCUUUUUAAAUAUUAUUGCCACAAGCAUUCGCUUGCUAUCCACGUACACUAUUUGAAAUCUACAGUUCUCAUGGAAUGAAAUGAUUGUGAAAGAAAAGGAAAGUAUUUGCAUGUAUAAUGUUAUAGUAAAUUGUUGCUUAUUUAGCUUAAUGGAGUAAGUUAUGUGUGUUACCAUCGGAGAAUAGAAAACUAACUUUCUGUUUCUGUGUUUAAGAUUAAUUAUAGCGCCGAGAUAUUCAACUAUAUAUAGAUUCAGUCACGUUCUUUUUUCUUUUUUUUUUUGCAACAUAUUUGCCAGAAGUGAAAUGUACAAUAGAUAUCUAUAAUACAAUGAAUAUUCAAUUGUGCGUUGUCUGUUUGCAUGUUUCUUGUUCACAGACAUGUUUCUUGUCCACAGACAUGUUUUUUGUUCACAGACAUGUUUCUUGUCCACAGACAUGUUUCUUGUUCACAGACAUGUUUCUUGUUCACAGACAUGUUUCUUGUCCAUAGACAUGUUUCUUGUUUUCCACUUCAGCAAAAUGCAGGUCAAUACUGUCUCUGAAUUUGUAUUUUAUCGUCCAUUAUCUGUUGAUUAUCUGUCUAUCAGUUUGAACUAGCCUUUACGAGUACAGAUAUCGGUAAAGAAACGAGAGUUAAAAAUCUCCGCACAAAGCAACACUAAUAAUCAGAUUAAAUAACAAAUGAAUCGUUCAAUGCAAAAGUAGCGUGAGCCUAAUUUAGUUUAACACCGCAUGUCAAACCGCGCUUCAGAAACGAUUGUUUUGUGCAGUAUAACAAGGUAAUAAAAUAACUGUAACAUUCUUUGUUCUUAAUACCAUAUUUCACAGAAUUUUCAUCCUUCUGUUAUUCCUUGUUAGAACUUUUGUGUUAAACACUACAUUUGUGUUGAACGGCACAAACAUGCACACACACCUUUGAACAUGUUUCUAAUUUACAUUUUUAUUCGAUUAGGAAUUGUUCGAUCGGAGUGAAGCGUUAUCUCUUGAACGAGAAUUUCUCGCGACUAGAGGAUACAAGGCGACACUACAACAGGUAACUUCCACCACGACGACAACGUUGUCGGCAACUAAAAGUUUCCCUCCAUCUCGAAACAUUCCGUUUCCGAGGCUCGUUUGAUCGAUCGCGCGUAUUUGUAUUUACCACUGCAAGUUGAUAGUUGACGACAGUGGCGCCACGACUCGUGACUUUUAAUAAUCGCGUUUCGAGAAACCGGGAAACGGGAAGCAGAUUGUGAAAAGCGGAAAAUCCCGGAUAACGUAAUCGCAUCGUCGGUUUAUAUCUCCUCCCACCCGAUCUCUUUUAUAGUCUGUGCCAAUCUCUUCACUUAUCUAAUAUUAUAUAUAUAAUAUAUAUUAAUCUUCUCGACUCGAUCCGAAUAUUUUUUUAGGCUCAAGUACGUCGAUCGAAUAUUCAGCGCUUGCCUAAUCGUAAUUGCAAUAUGGAUACUUUCGAGAGCUGGAAUAUUCUCGUACUUCUUCGAGUGAAUUCGCUCGUAUCCUCUCGCAUCUGCAUCUCGCGAACGUCUAAUCGUUUCUUCGUAAAUUCCAACGGAUCUCGUGCGAUGCGACUGAGGAAGACGAGGUGAGAUUAAUAAAGAAGAAAGAGCAAGAGAGAAUGAGAUCUGUGUCACGACGCUGCAAUUGAUAGCGUUUCUGUACGAAAUAAAACAGAUUUGAGAAAAAUAUACGCGAAUGUAUAUUCUACCAUCUUCCUUUUCUUUCUCAUAUUACUGUAUUUAAGUUGAUCGAGUAUUUAAGAAGUUUCGAUGCAACUAUAAAAACGCACAGUUCAAAUGAAUAUUGAACAGUGCCGUAUAUCAGAAUGAAAUAAACAUAUGCCGAUAUACAGUCUUGAUUUACUAUUCUAAAGAAUUCAAUAUAAAAGUGACAUAAAGAAAUAUCAAAGCUAGCAGUGUAGCAGAAUAGAAUAGCUAAUAUCAAUUUCUUAUAAAUAACAAUAACUUGAAGAUUAAUUUUACAGUUGAGUUACGAGAAGUUAAUUUUCUUAGUUAAACGAUUUCGAGUCAAGAGUGUUACUAUACCCAACCGAAUA
Molecule: messenger RNA, 3429 nt
Organism: Heterotrigona itama
Lineage: Eukaryota; Metazoa; Arthropoda; Insecta; Hymenoptera; Apidae
Source: the annotation of a GenBank genome assembly